Molecule: messenger RNA, 2473 nt
Organism: Sipha flava (yellow sugarcane aphid)
Lineage: Eukaryota; Metazoa; Arthropoda; Insecta; Hemiptera; Aphididae
Product: caseinolytic peptidase B protein homolog
Exons: 10
Coding region: 235-2028 (597 amino acids)
Biological process (GO): cellular response to heat
Cellular component (GO): cytoplasm; mitochondrion
Molecular function (GO): ATP binding; ATP hydrolysis activity; protein binding
Source: RefSeq, a predicted model, not a curated record
AUAACGAUAACAGUUAUCAUUGAUAACCUGAUUUUCACGUUUAAAUCGCACAUCCGUCUGUUUAAACUUAUAUUGAUUUCGAUUUUAAAUUUACAACUAAGAUUGACUGUGAAAUAUCUGUCAUUUCAAUAUAAUUGUGUUUACAUUUAUGCCAAUUCUAAUAUUCUGGUUUUUUUAGCCUUGUUUUAUGAAUUAACGGGAGUUAUUUCAGCGCUUGAGUGGAGUUAAAAUAAUAUGAGUGUCCAACGAUUGUUAGCUAAAAAUAAUAUUGUUUCAAAGUGUUUGCUAUUUAAAUUCAUAGUUGGACGACGACAAUUGGGUAUACAAUACGUAAGAAAUUUGUGUGUAGUCAGCAGUCGAAGUGCAGAUCGUUGGCAAGUGUUUAGGGAAAAAUUGUUCCCGGUUUACCCCAGUUUUCCGUCUUGGAAAUGGUUGUUUGCCUUUUCGCUUAUGUAUGCUGGUUAUGAUAGUCAAAACAUUUUUGAAUUAUUAAUUCAAGGAAAAGCUGAAGAUUUGACUCGAUUUUUAAAAAAAAAUCCUAAAAAUGCUAAUCAAUGCCAUACAUUUGGUUGGGCUCCAUUACAUGUUGCAGUAGCAAAUGGAAAAAACAAACACUUAGAAGUUUUAUUAAAAUUUGGAGCAGAUCCAGAUAUAAGUGAAGGUUUCUCUAAUUAUUUAAUUGUUGCUCAAAAACUGGAAAUUCACCCUAGUGAUGUGUUAUCAUCAAGAGAGAAAUACUUUAAGGACAAUUUUAAUGCUAACGCUACAUUUAAAGGAUUCACUGCUCUUCAUUAUGCUGCAUUAUUGAAUGAUACUGAAUCUUUAAAAAUUCUAAUACAAUACGGAGCUAAUCCAUUUAUAAAAUCUGCAUCCAAUCAUAGACCAAUAGAUUUAGUUUCAGACCAUGAAGUAUAUGAUCUACUCAAAGAGUAUGAAAAAAAUUUUGAACAAAUUAAAAAAAAACGUAAUGCAGAGUACCGAAAAAAAUUUCCUCUGGAAUUGCAGCUAUCACAAAAUAUCAUUGGUCAAGAAAAUGCUAUUAAAGUUGUUUCUUCUGCCAUUAGACGUAAAGAAAAUGGUUGGACAGAUGGAGAACAUCCUUUAGUUUUUCUCUUUCUUGGUUCAUCUGGUAUUGGUAAAACUGAGUUGGCUAAACAGGUUGCUAAAUGCUUACACAAAAAAGAUGUAAACAAUUUUAUUAGACUUGACAUGUCCGAGUAUCAAGAAAAUCAUGAGGUUUCAAAAAUGAUUGGUUCUCCGCCAGGUUAUAUUGGACACAAUGAAGGUGGUUACUUGACCAAACAGCUAAAUAAAAAUCCAAAUUCUGUAGUAUUGUUUGAUGAAAUUGAAAAAGCUCAUACAGAUAUAUUAACAAUAUUGUUACAGUUAUUUGACGAGGGACGUUUAACUGAUGGAAAAGGAGAAACAAUUGAAUGCAAAAAUGCAAUAUUUAUUAUGACUUCAAACCUAGCUAGUAAUGAAAUAGCUGAGCAUGCUUUAGAUCUAAGAAAAGAGCAACGUGAAAAUAGAUUAAGAGAAGAUAAAAAACUAUCUGAAGAUAAAGUUCAAAAAAAUGAAGAUGAAAUGUUCAUAUCAAAUCAUUUCAAAAAUAAAAUUAUAAAACCUAUUUUAAAACGUCACUUCAAACGAGAUGAGUUUUUGGGUCGAAUUAAUGAAAUUGUAUACUUUUUACCAUUUUCGGAAACUGAAUUGAAAAAUAUUGUACAAAGAGAAUUGGAACAUUGGAAAGAACUGGCCUUAAACAAACACGGAGUAAAUAUUUUUUGGGAUAGUGCAGUUGAACACGUUAUAAUAGGCGCUUAUGAUGUAAACUACGGUGCUAGAUCUAUUAAACAUGAAGUUGAAAGAUCUAUUGUGUCUCAAUUAGCUAAGGCUCAUGAAAGUGGGGAGAUCAAAGAGAACUCUUCUGUAAAAAUUGUAGCAGAUCUGUCCAAAGGCGAACAUGGCACUAUCUCUCUGAAAAUAUUGCCUGAAAAAAUAUUUAAAAAUGUUGAUGAAAUCUUUUGAAUUUGUUUGUAUUAUUAUUUUUUGUAUAUAACCAUCUCUUUUCUAAAAACUAUAAUUGAAAAUAUUGUUUAUUGUUUGCAUAACAUAGUUUUAUAAUGUUUUAGUAGUUAGCAUACAACUGUACUUUCAUUGUAUUUGUUUUUUUUUUUUUAAAUUUAUUUGCUCCUUAAAAUGUAUAAAUAAUAGUUAAGGAAAAAAUCUGGAUUUGGCAAAGUUUUAAAAUUCUGAUUUUUGGAAUUCGAAAUCCGAAAUCCGAAUAUUAUUGUAAAUUUGGAUUCCUGAUUCUAAAAUCAGAAAACCCGAAAAUCUGUAGUUAGUGCGUUAACACUAAUAUUUUUAAAAUAGUUUUUAAUAUUAUUUAAUUUACCUUCAUACAGCUUUUCUAUGCUAGUGCAUAUUGCUUUUUGACAUGGUAUAUUAUAAUUUGGCUUAAUUUGGUUCAUAA